This is a messenger RNA of Cryphonectria parasitica EP155, 1223 nucleotides long. Its product is annotated as putative NEDD8 conjugating enzyme. NCBI's taxonomy places the organism in Eukaryota, Fungi, Ascomycota, Sordariomycetes, Diaporthales, Cryphonectriaceae. The transcript has a single exon. Bases 272 to 823 code for a protein of 183 amino acids. The record is from RefSeq and is a predicted model, not a curated record.
GGCACAACACACUCGCUUUUCAUCGCUUGUGUCUAUUUAGCGUCAGUGUCUCAUCAGACGGAUUGGUGAGGCUUGGUCCCUUCACCAAACAUCGCCAUUUCAAAAGCCCCCCUCCUCUUCCGUCUCUCUAUUACCUCGCCGACCCCGCACCCCCUGUCUCGACACUGCAAACACCGCCACCGUUCGGCACUCCUCGCAACACACGCGCCUACCUCCCCCAGCCAUUUUCUUCUUCGCCCUUGGGUUGUGACGACACCCACCCGCCGUCAAGAUGCUAAAGAUCUGGUCCAUGAAAAAGGAACAACAAAAGGCCGACCAGGCUGAUGUUGCGACUGGCAAGAAGAAGAAGGUGACUGCAGCGCAGCUCCGCGUGCAGAAGGACCUCGACGAGCUCAGCCUGCCCUCGACCAUGAAGACCGAAUUUCCCGACCCCGACAAUAUCCUGCACUUUGUGCUGACGAUCGAGCCUGACGAGGGCAUGUACAAGGGCGGUUGCUUCACGUUCAACUUCGACGUGGGCCAGAACUUCCCCCACGAGCCGCCCAAGGUGCUGUGCAAUGAGAAGAUCUACCAUCCCAACAUCGACCUGGAGGGCAAGGUGUGCCUGAACAUCCUACGGGAGGACUGGAAGCCGGUGCUCAACCUCAACGCCGUUAUCGUGGGGCUGCAGUUCCUGUUCCUAGAGCCCAACGCGAGCGACCCGCUCAACAAGGAUGCUGCGGAUGACCUGAGGAACAACAGGGAAGGGUUCAAGCGGAACGUCAAGACGAGUAUGGCCGGUGGGAACGUGAGAGGUGAGUCCUUUUACCGGGUUCUGAAAUAGGACAGAAGGGCCAAGAGGACGGUUUUGAAGUAAAGAUCCCCCAGAGUCGACAUAGCCGCCUCCAUUCCUGGGACCAACCGCCUGUACACACACCCAGGGACGGCGAGGCGAACAACAUAGCAAGGAGGAGGUGGAGAAGGAGGAGGAGGAGGUUACAUGGAGAUGGAGGACAGAUUCAUCGAAGAGAAGAUCGGAAUAGAGGUUGGACAAUGGCGAGGGGCCGGUGGACAUGCUGAUUGAUAUAGCGAGGCACCUCGUGAGCGUUCGUCCAGACGUUCAACACAAAACAUAGACAAGACGUGGGCAACAAAAAGGGCGGACAUGAUGACUUUACGAGCGUUUCAUGUAGAUUUCUCUCCUGAUGCAGAGACCUACAGCAUUUGGAAUUAUCUACAACACC